This is a messenger RNA of Halteromyces radiatus, 1050 nucleotides long. Its product is annotated as mediator complex, subunit Med6. Gene Ontology annotation, biological process: regulation of transcription by RNA polymerase II. Gene Ontology annotation, molecular function: transcription coactivator activity. The coding region runs from base 48 to 563 and encodes 171 amino acids. NCBI's taxonomy places the organism in Eukaryota, Fungi, Mucoromycota, Mucoromycetes, Mucorales, Cunninghamellaceae. The record is from RefSeq and is a predicted model, not a curated record. The transcript is spliced from 5 exons. Gene Ontology annotation, cellular component: core mediator complex; mediator complex.
UUUUUUUUUCGGUUGUAACAAAUCAAAUUUAUAUAUUUUAUUUCAUUAUGCAACGUUCAACAGCAACAGAAGAUUUAACUAGUGUAGAGUGGCGUGAUACAAAUUGGUUAGAGCGUGUAGGUGGUUUUCAAAAUCAACAUAUGGUAUUAGAAUAUUUCGCCAUGUCACCUUUUUGGGAUCGUCAAAGCAACAACCAGAUAUUAGCAAUGCAAACACAAUAUAACGACUUGAAACAAAGCAAUGAAAUCACUAUGGAAGCAUUAAGGAAGAUGACAGGUAUAGAGUUUGCUGUUACUCAUGAACAACCUCCAGUGUGGGUUAUUCAAAAGAGAUAUCGUCGUGGUCCUGCUCCUGAUGAUGUGAAUCCAAUUGCAACUUAUUAUAUUAUGGGCGCUAAUGUUUAUCAAUCACCAACUAUCUACUCUGUCAUUGCCAACCGUUUAUUAACUAGUUUAUUCCAUGUGAAUAGUGCAUUUAAAGAAACACAAUCAGUCAUGGAUUUUAAUCCUUCUAAAGGUUAUAGCUGGAAAACAUCAAAGGAAAAAACUGAUAAAGGUAAGUGAAUAGAAAAGUAAUAAUAGAGUAUUGAUUGUUAUUAUUUUAGGACAACCGAAUAUGUUACGAGCUCAAGAAAAUCAAGCUUUUCGAAUGUGUAUGGAUCGAGCUAUUGAUACUUCUGCUUUCCGUAUAGAACAAGUUAGACACAUCAUUGAACAUUCAGAUACCAAUGUAAAUACACCUCCUACAAAGUCUCAAUCAACAGAUUCACUCCAAUCGGUAAAGAAUGAUGAAGUCAGAAAUGAUAUAUACGAUUUUAUUAAUUUCAUAUAUAUAUAUAUAUAUUAGAUGACACAACAACAGGAUACCAACCUAAAACGACCUAGAAAGAAGAUUGUGGAUGAAGGAAGUGGUAUGGCAAGCACCAAACGAAGAAAAAAACCAACGACAAAUCCUCAAGAAACCGAUCUAGUUUAGAUUAAUUCAAUCCUCUCUUUCUUCUUAUAUAUCAACCUUAUUUUUUUAUUAUUAUUAUAUUUUAAUCAAUAAAAC